Messenger RNA from Parastagonospora nodorum SN15, 168 nucleotides. RefSeq lists its product as hypothetical. The transcript is spliced from 2 exons. The record is from RefSeq and is a predicted model, not a curated record. The coding region runs from base 1 to 168 and encodes 55 amino acids. Lineage: Eukaryota; Fungi; Ascomycota; Dothideomycetes; Pleosporales; Phaeosphaeriaceae.
AUGCGCGCAUCUGCACAAUCUUACAUCCCCUCCAGCUCCCAAGAUCAUCUCAAUACCGCGCAUCACAACAAAGAUCGGCACAGCUCAAAGCCGCACCCGCAGCAAAGCAGAUCAUUCUUCAAUCUCCUCACAGACUUUCUCCGCAUACCCACACUGCAGGACCCUUGA